CAUGACCAUUUUUAUUAAAUAACUUAUAUAACACAGUAUAAAUUGCAAAUCUUUUUAAUUAACGAUCACCAUUCCUCGGGAGCUGCAGGCUCAAAGUGCACAGAAAAAAUGAAGUUUGUCUCUAAAAUCUUUACUUUUCAUGCCCUAGUAUCUUCCCUGGCAUCGGCUACGUACUGCGUGCCAAAUGGGAGUUGCCUGGCGGCUUCGGACGCGGUAGCGGCGAACACGGCAGGGGCGACCACCGCCGGGGUGGCGGGAGCAUGGGCGACCGGCGCGAGGGGGGCAGCGACGUAUGGCGCGGUAGGGGCAUCCAAUGCGAUUGGGACCGCCCUAAAGUCGAUAGCAGCCUGGAGUACCGCUACGGACCUGGCGCUUAAGGCGGGGGCGCAGUGGGGUGCUACAGCCUUUGGGGCUGGUGCGUACGGCGCCGGACUGGCAGCACAGAGGAGCGCGAGCCUGUUCGCGCCGCCUGUUGAGCCGGCUGUGCGGUUGGUCCCUUCGUUCCAGCCGGCGGCGACGGGGGCGGCGGCGGCCGCUAGUGCAUACGGAAAAUAAAUAUACAAAUAUU
Messenger RNA from Aricia agestis (brown argus), 568 nucleotides. RefSeq lists its product as uncharacterized. NCBI's taxonomy places the organism in Eukaryota, Metazoa, Arthropoda, Insecta, Lepidoptera, Lycaenidae. The record is from RefSeq and is a predicted model, not a curated record. The coding region runs from base 109 to 555 and encodes 148 amino acids. The transcript has 2 exons.